AUGGACCACCUACGUCUGCUACGGAGCCAUAACGUGAGGUACAAGACCCCCUGGCAGUUUCAGCAUAAAGUGAACUCCACCAUCAUCGCCUGCACCCUCCAGCCACUGUCCGCUAACGACGCUCUAGAAGAACGCCUCCUACUAGACUCUGUAGCUUGGCCUGAAAUUCCACUUUUGCCGGCUCUCCUUUCCCUGGAGCAUACAAGUGACCCAGCCCACAGCACCUUCACCAUUCUCCCAGUGAGGGGAGGAGGACAGUGGCACGUAGGGGAUCAGCUGGAGGUUAUAAUCAAAGUGUCGGAUUUCCAGGGCCGUCCUAAGAAGUCUGGGGGAGACUUUUUACUCGUCCGGCUGCACAGCCAGAAGCUAGGUGCAGGUGUGGCUGGACAGGUGGUGGAUCAUCUGAAUGGCAGCUACUCUGCAGUAUUCUCUUUACUCUGGGAAGGAGACGCGCAGGUUGAGGUGACACUGGUUCACUCCAGUGAGGCUGUUGCAGUGCUGAACAGGCUGACCAGCGAACAGCCUGACAGGAUUUACUUUGUGAGCCUCUUCCGCUCAGGCUCAAUCUCUGAAACUACCAUCUGUAACGCCUGCCUACGUCCAACCCAGCAGCCACAGUGCAACUACACUGACCUCCGUACAGGCGAGCCUUGGUUCUGCUACAAGCCAAAGAAGCUGAGCUGUGAUGCCAGGAUUGACCACGCCAAGGGAGGAUACAUACAAAACAUCACGGACAACGAGAAGAAGCUCUUUCAAAGUGGUGUCAACAUGAAAGUGUACAUUCGUGCUUCAGGACCUGCCAAAGUCACCGUAUUGCCAAAAAAGACAGAGAUGAAGAACAGCAGUGUGAAGUGUGGACCCUCUGGCUAUUACUACCAGGGUGUGUGGCGAGCACUAGGUGGCACCACAGUUCAACAAUUUAACAUCUCUGACAUCAGUCAGUGUCUGAAACGCAAAGUGGUCCACAUGUAUGGGGACUCCACCAUCAGGCAGUGGUUUGAAUACCUCAACGCAGCACUACCAGAUCUUAAGGAGUUUGACCUGCACAGCUCGAGGCAAGGUGGACCUCUCAUGGCCUUAGACAAUGCAAACAACAUCUUGGUGAAGUUUCGCUGCCACGCUCCUCCUAUCCGUUUUGCCAACAUCCCAACCAGUGAGCUUCGCUACAUUGCUAAUGAAAUAGAUGGCUUACCUGGGGGCGACAACACUGUUGUAGUUUUUGGCAUCUGGUCUCAUUUUAGCACUUUCCCCAUUGAGGUCUACAUCCGGCGGCUGCGGAGCAUCCGCAGGGCGGUGAAGCAGCUGCUGGAAAGGGCUCCGGGCAUGGUGGUCAUCAUCCGGACCGCAAACCCCAAAGCUUUGACGCUUUAUGAGACGAUAACCAACAGCGACUGGUACUCACUGCAGCGUGAUAAGGUGCUCAGAACCAUGUUCAAAGGACUAAAUGUUCAUCUAAUCGAUGCCUGGGAGAUGGUCCUUGCCCACCACCUGUCGCACAGCCUCCACCCACAACCUCCCAUUAUUAAGGCUAUGAUUGACCUUAUCAUGUCCUACAUGUGUCCUCAAAAGGGUGGCUAG
Messenger RNA from Perca flavescens (yellow perch), 1578 nucleotides. RefSeq names its product NXPE family member 3. The coding region runs from base 1 to 1578 and encodes 525 amino acids. The record is from RefSeq and is a predicted model, not a curated record. The transcript has 7 exons. Lineage: Eukaryota; Metazoa; Chordata; Actinopteri; Perciformes; Percidae.